GUUUCUAGCGGAGAAGGAAAAGACAAUUUUCUCCUAACCUCCCGGGCUCGCCUUCUUGCCUUCUGCUGCUCCUCUACUCCGCGUUUCCCCACCAAACCCUAACCCGAGCACCCAGCCCCUACCCGCGUCCGCUCGCGCCGGCCUUUGGGGCUCUCACUCUGAGCGGCAGGGAUCGGCAGGGCUCCGGUUGGGUCCCGGAAGCAUCCCAGUUGUUGGCGGGAAAACCGGGAAAUGGCGGAGAAGGAGGGGGCGAAGGUUGGGGCGGAAGAGAUGGAAGAGCGGGAGCAGGAAGGGGAGGCGGAGGAGGUGGAGGUGAAGUUUCGUCUCUUUGACGGCUCCGACAUCGGCCCCAUCCGCUGCAACGCCGCCGCCACCACCGUCGCCGCUCUCAAGGAUCGCGUCGUCGCCGACUGGCCCAAAGAUAAAUCAAUUAUCCCAAAGACUGCUAGUGAUGUGAAACUAAUAAGUGGAGGCAAAAUUCUAGAAAAUGACAAGAAUGUUGCACAGUGCAGAGCUCCUUUUGGUGAUCUUCCCAGUAGUGCUAUCACGAUGCACGUUGUCGUUCAACCAUCAUCAGCCAAAUCAAAACCAGAUAAGAAGGCGAACAAGUUGCCCAAAACCACACGUUGCUCAUGUACCAUACUAUGAACUAUGAAGGUCAAGUCCCUACGAGACCAACAAUAAUUUGUACGUCCACCAAAGAUUCUGCAGAGAAUUUGAGAACGCAGAUCCAAGAUGUCCAUGUCAUUCUCUGCCAACGAGUGGCAAUGGCGAAACACGUCCAUAUGUUGUAAGCUAUGUAAUUGUAACUUAGGUACAAAGAGUCGGUCCCUCUGCCGUGCGGAUAGGGAAAAUAGUAUGCUGGUUGCCCUGUUUUACCCUACAAGAUGUUCUAUAUGUACAAGAUACAGACACGCUAUUUUGGGUCUAGUGACCUUGUUCCCAAUUCACCUUUUAAAAUUUGUUUCAGAGUUGAGUAUCCUUUUGGGCACUGAGUCAAUAUGAGUCUAAGUCGAUUGAUUGCAGAAACAUUUUCAACUA
Sorghum bicolor (sorghum) is the source of this 1041-nucleotide messenger RNA. RefSeq names its product membrane-anchored ubiquitin-fold protein 4. The record is from RefSeq and is a predicted model, not a curated record. The transcript has 3 exons. Lineage: Eukaryota; Viridiplantae; Streptophyta; Magnoliopsida; Poales; Poaceae. Bases 232 to 648 code for a protein of 138 amino acids.